This is a messenger RNA of Sphaeroforma arctica JP610, 464 nucleotides long. RefSeq lists its product as hypothetical. NCBI's taxonomy places the organism in Eukaryota, Ichthyosporea, Ichthyophonida. The transcript has 2 exons. The coding region runs from base 1 to 291 and encodes 96 amino acids. The record is from RefSeq and is a predicted model, not a curated record.
AUGCCGAAUUUUAUUGACCUCGAUGGAGAUAUUGGAACUCUCGGACAGGAGGUAGCCUUCCCGCGAGUCAGCUCAAAGAUGAAAGUGGCUGAGUUGAGAGAGGAAGCUAUAGUUCGGUGGCACGAUAAGCUGACUAUCCCCAAGAUGAAAACAGAUUUUCUGGACUUACUGGUUACUGGGACAAUCUAUAUCAGAGGCACUCAGGCCUGGGAAGAGAUUGAGAUGCUCCUGGCACGUGUCGAGAUGGAGAAGGAGGAACUGCGGGAGGUCGCUGCGGCUAAAGCAAGGUAAAUACCGUGUGAUUCGUAGGGAUCUAAACCUGUGGGACGGGUUUUUGUUACCACGGAUUGUGGGAUGCUGGUAAAAUGACGAUCUAUGAAGGCUAAAUUUAUAUGCAUGCCAAUUUCGUUGUCUUCUCGAAUAUGGACGCGUUUUUGUGAUUAUAUAUAUAUCUGCCAAUUGCA